AACGAUCAAGUGAAGUUGCCAAAAGCAAAGACCCCCUGACACAAGCUGUCCCUCUAACACAACCAGAAAUUGCUGAACCACAAACACAUGCUGUUGCUGCUGAAGAUGAAAAUGUUGGAAGUGAAAGUAGCAAUAGAAUGAUAGAAUGCUCUAUGUCAAUCCAGAUCAACCAGCCACCGCCACUAGAAAGCAAUCCCAGCCAACAACAGCAACCUUCAACCAACUUCCAACAGCCUGGAGAUACAGGUUGCUCUUCGACCAUGCCGGAGAAGCUUGCAUCAACACUCACUGCCAAAGAUACAGUUUCCCAAGCUAUAGAUGAAGGUCUCGCAUACUGCAAGGAACAAGAUAUAUCAGACCCAGUUGAGAUAUUACGAUGCGCCCAGAAAUUCAUUGUGAAGGGUAAGCCACUAAAUGGUUACACUGGUGCUGCUGGUGAGUUCAGUGAUGAUAGAUCAAGUUUCAUUCUCAUAAGUCGACAUGAUGUGCUUGGAACAGCUUUGGAAGAAAUUUCGUGCAUUGAAGAUGUUCAGCUAUCCCUUGAGGUAUCCUUCUAUGGCGAAAAUGCACAAGAUGCUGGCGGUCCUAGAAAAGAGUUUUUUCGGUUAUGUCUACAAGAAAUAAAGCAGAAAUACUUUGACAAUGGUAUAAAAGAACAUCUGUCAGAGGACUAUAAAGUUGUUGGUUUGAUUAUGGCUCUCAGUAUAUUGCAAAACGGAAAAAUGCCAAGGUUCCUUAGCGAAGACCAACUGGAAACAGUUUUUCUGAAUGGCACCACCUCCAGCAGCCUGACUAACCUCACGCAAGGUCUUAACAACCUGGGUUUAUGUGACAUUGCCAAACAUCUGCCAACCUUUUUAUAUCUUUUUCGACCCUCUUCAGCUUCAUUGCUAACAAGAAGAAAACUUGUGCACAUUCUUAAGCCCGACUUUUCUGAAGAUGGAUGUAAUCAGCGACAGCAUGAGAAUAUAGUCUAUGCGGCAUUUUCCAAGUACUGCAGAGAAGCUGCUGGAGGUAAAAGAG
Molecule: messenger RNA, 1023 nt
Organism: Paramuricea clavata
Lineage: Eukaryota; Metazoa; Cnidaria; Anthozoa; Malacalcyonacea; Plexauridae
Source: the annotation of a GenBank genome assembly